AUGCAGAGCAACGCUGCCGUCAGUGCUGUCAACUUGGGCGAGAAAUCGCCUGUCCAGGCUCAAGAAAAUAUCAGCUUCGACUCUCAGCUUGAAGCCGCCAAGACCAAUGAAGUCUAUAUCGAAGACGCUAUUCCGGCCAUCGAACCAAAGGCGGAGAGAAAGCUCGUCCGCAAGCAAGAUAUGAUCAUUCUUCCUCUGCUCGGAGUUGGCUACAUGAUGGGAGUACUAGAUCGAAGCAACAUCGGCAACGCCCGUCUUAUGGGUAUCCAAAAGGAUCUCAAUUUGAGCAACCAUCAGUUCUUCCAAGUUCUAAUGGUAACCUACAUUGGUUUUCUGGUCCUUCAAACACCUGGGGCUCUCCUGAUGAAGAUCUUGGCCCCUCGCUGGGUUCUCGGCGGGUCUAUCACCAUGUUUGGUCUAGUUGCCACCCUAUUCUCCGUGGCGCGUGGUUUUGGCGACCUUAUCGGUCUUCGUCUGCUCCUUGGCUUUGGAGAAGCAAUCGUACCACUGUCAUUUUUGUAUAUCAGCAUGUGGUACAAGCAUGACGAACUUGCGCUAAGAGGCUAUUGGGAUUAUACAGGUUUGAUCUAUUGGUCGACCAGCAUUGCCAGCUUUGCCGGUGGCUUGAUCGCUUAUGGUGUCGAGAAGAACAUCCACAACGCCCACGGUAUUCGAAGUUGGAAAUGGUUGUUCAUCGUUGAAGGCAUCCCCACCAUCGUGGUGGGACUCACUAUCAUGGCCAUCCUGCCGGAUUUUCCGGAUAAGGUGGUCUCAAAUGGACAUUUCUUGUUCAAGGAGUCCGAGAACGAGUUGCUCCUGGCGCGGACCAGGGCCAGUCAAAAUACUGCUGGUGCCAAGGUGGUGCCCCGCCAGAUAUGGAUCGCGAUCAAGGAUCCCAAAACGUAUCUAGGCUCCUUGAUGCUCACUGCUGUGGGAUUGAGCGCCGCCGCCUUCUCCGUCUUUCUCCCAACCUUCAUCAACGCAUUCGGGUUUGACCGGCUCACUUCCCAACUCUAUACCAUCAUCCCCUACAGCUUCGCUGUGGUGUCGAUGCCGGUGGCUUGCUGGCUCUCGGAUCGUUACCAGCAACGCGGGCUGGCAAUGGCGAUCUGUCUCGGUUCCUGCCUGAUCGGCAUCAUCAUCAUCUUGGCUUCUUCAACCCCAACUGUAUCUAUGGUAGGCACCUGCUUCGUCGCCGCGGGCACGUAUCCGGGAAACCCUAUUGCGGUCGCCUGGAUUAGCACCAUCCAUGGUGGUUACACCAAGAGAAGCACGGUCUAUGGCAUCCAGCAAAUCUUUAUCAACAGCUUCAUCAUUAUGGCCACCCAAGUCUUUGACACGCCGCCCAAGUUCUACAAGGGUAACGGUAUCUUGCUGGGUGUCUUUGUGGUUGCCUUCACGUCUACUGCAAUUCUCUACUUUUGGUUAAGACGCGAAAACCGUAAGCGCGAUGCCGCGGCCCAAGCCCGUCGUAACGGGACAGUACCACCACUCCCCAGCGACAUUGGCGACUUCGAGACCCUUUGUGACUAUCACCCCGAUUGGAGAUAUCCGCUCUGA
Molecule: messenger RNA, 1560 nt
Organism: Exophiala bonariae
Lineage: Eukaryota; Fungi; Ascomycota; Eurotiomycetes; Chaetothyriales; Herpotrichiellaceae
Exons: 5
Coding region: 1-1560 (519 amino acids)
Biological process (GO): transmembrane transport
Cellular component (GO): membrane
Molecular function (GO): transmembrane transporter activity
Source: RefSeq, a predicted model, not a curated record